This is a messenger RNA of Phyllostomus discolor (pale spear-nosed bat), 1995 nucleotides long. It is a transcript of the gene AIRE, whose product is annotated as autoimmune regulator. The transcript has 14 exons. Bases 50 to 1699 code for a protein of 549 amino acids. The record is from RefSeq and is a predicted model, not a curated record. Gene Ontology annotation, cellular component: nucleus; cytoplasm. Gene Ontology annotation, biological process: humoral immune response; regulation of transcription by RNA polymerase II. Gene Ontology annotation, molecular function: DNA-binding transcription factor activity, RNA polymerase II-specific; DNA binding; translation regulator activity. NCBI's taxonomy places the organism in Eukaryota, Metazoa, Chordata, Mammalia, Chiroptera, Phyllostomidae.
CUGGUACCCCGUGGCCGCGGGACCCCAGGCUCGCUCCCCGGACCCCGCGAUGGCAGGCGAGGCCCGCGGCGGAGACGCGGCGCUGCGCCGCCUGCUGAAGCGGCACCGCACCGAGAUCGCUGUGGCCGUGGACAGUGCCUUCCCGCUGCUGCACGCGCUAGCCGACCACGACGUGGUCCCGGAGGACAAGCUCCAGGAGACGCUGCGUCUGAAAGACACGGAGGGCUGCCCGCAGGCCUUCUACUCGCUGCUCUCCUGGCUCCUGACCCAAGACGCGGCUGUGAUCCUGGACUUCUGGAGAGUUCUCUUCAAGGACUACAACCUGGAGAGAUAUGCCCGGCUGCAGCCCGUCCUAGACAGCUUUCCCAAAGAUGUGGACCUCAGCCAGCCCCGGAAGGGGAGGAAGCCCCCAGCUGGCCCCAAGGCCACUGCGCCAAUGCCCAAACCCCCCACCAAGAGGAAGGCCCCGGAGGAGCCCCGGACUGCCCCGUUGUCGGUAGCCCUGUCCCCAAGGGGCACCUCCAGCCCAGGCUCCCAGGCGAAGGCCAAGCCCCACAAGAAGCAGGAGAGCGCCGCGGAACCACAGCGCCUGCCGCUGGGGAAUGGGAUUCAGACCAUAUCGGCGUCGGUUCAGAGGGCCGUGGCCGUAUCGUCUGGGGACGCCCCAGGCACCUGUGGGGCCGUGGAGGGGAUCCUCAUCCAGCAGGUGUUUGAGUCAGGUGGCACCCAGAAGUGCAUCCAGGUUGGGGGGGUUUAUACCCCCAGCAAGUUUGAAGACCCAGGCGCAGCGAAGAGCAAAGCCCGCAGCAGCAGUGGCCUGAAGACCCUGGUCCGGGCCAAGGGGACCCAGGUUGCUGCCCCUGCUGGAGGGGAUCCGAGGGCCAGCCAGCAGGGCAGGGUCCCGGCCCCUGCUGCCCUCCCCAGCGAGCCCCAGCCCCACCAGAAGAAUGAGGACGAGUGUGCCGUGUGCCGGGACGGAGGGGAGCUCAUCUGCUGUGACGGCUGCCCGCGGGCCUUCCACCUGGCCUGCCUGUCCCCGCCGCUCCAGGAGAUCCCCAGCGGGACCUGGAGGUGCUCCAGCUGCCUGCAGGGAAGAGCCCAGCGGGACCAGCCCCGCGCUGAGGAGCCCCCGGCAGAAACCUCGGUCAUCCUGGGGCUGCGGUCCUCAGGAGAGGAGGUGAAGGGCCUGCUCAGGGAGCCCCCAUCUGGGAUGGACACUGCUGUGACCUACAAGCACCUGCUGCCCCCAGCUGCGGCAGCCCCCCUGCCCGUAUUGGACCCCUCUGCCCUACGCCCCCUGCUGUUUGUGGGCCCUGAGGGGCAGCAGGGUCCGGCGACCGGCGCGCGGUGCGGAGUGUGCGGAGACGGCACGGACGCGCUGCGGUGCGCGCACUGCGCCGCCGCCUUCCACUGGCGCUGCCACUUCCCGGCGGGCGCCCGGCCCGGGGCCGUCCUGCGCUGCAGAUCCUGUUCUGGAGACCCUGCCCCGGCCCCGGGGGAGGGGGCGCCGGCCCCGAGCCCGGCCCGCUCGGUUACCGGGCCCGCCAAGGCAGGGGAUGAUUCUACUGGUCACGAGCCCGUCCUGCAGAGGGAUGACCUGGAGUCCCUCCUGAGUGAGCACUCCUUCGAUGGCAUCCUGCAGUGGGCCAUCCAGAGCAUGUCCCGCCCACUGGCCGAGGCGCCCACCUUCCCCUCCUGAUGCGGGAGGGCUCGGGCCUCGCGGCAUGGCGAGGGCAGGGGCUCAGCGAGGUCGGACCCUCCCCUCCGUUCCUGCACUGCUGGACCCCCGAGUGCCCACCUGUGCUCACGGUGACUCUGCUCUGAGAGGGACAGAGGGGACCUGCCUGCUCACCCUGGAGCUGUCUGGGUGAGGGCCAAGAAGAACCGGGAAGUUCAAGUGCUGUCAACACCGCUUGUAAACACAGCCCAUCUUUGUAAACACAGCCAUCGUGUGCGCUAAAAUUAAAGUGGCUUCUGUGUGGUGUUAGCCUGCUU